AUGUCUGCUCGCUGGACACAUGCCACCGCCCGCUCCAGACAUCUUUACAACGUGAUCUGUCUGCUACAUCCGGACCAAAACAAGCCCAAGUCCGGAGCCAAACCCUCCGGGACCGAAACCCACAGCGGUCAGACGGCAAGAGCCACGAAUCAAGAGCCACGAACCAAGAGCCACGAGCCAAGAACCAAGAACCAAGAGCCACGAGCCAAGAACCAAGAACCAAGAGCCACGAGCCAAGAGCCAAGAGCCAAGAACCAAGAACCAAGAGCCACGAGCCAAGAGCCAAGAACCAAGAACCAAGAACCAAGAGCCACGAGCCAAGAGCCAAGAACCAAGAGCCAAGAGCCAAGAACCAAGAGCCAAGAACCAAGAGCCAAGAACCACGAACCAAGAGCCAAGAACCACGAACCAAGAACCAAGAGCCACGAGCCAAGAGCCAAGAACCAAGAGCCAAGAGCCAAGAGCCAAGAACCAAGAGCCAAGAGCCACGAGCCAAGAACCAAGAGCCAAGAACCACGAACCAAGAGCCAAGAGCCACGAACCAAGAGCCAAGAACCAAGAGCCAAGAACCACGAACCAAGAGCCAUACAUCAGCCUCAGCAGUCUCGACACAGCGUUAAAGAUGCCAAAGCGCCGCUGCGUUUUGGAGAAGCCCUGCUCUUUUAUUGGGGUCAUACCGCUCCCCGUCGCAAACCGGAUCCUGGCGAAAUGUGCGACGUCGCGGUGGCGCAAUGCAUUUCAAAGAGCCACUGUGCCUACAAUGAAAACAGUCUCAGGCAGGCUGGAGAAUGA
Knipowitschia caucasica is the source of this 792-nucleotide messenger RNA. Lineage: Eukaryota; Metazoa; Chordata; Actinopteri; Gobiiformes; Gobiidae. The record is from the annotation of a GenBank genome assembly.